Messenger RNA from Melampsora larici-populina 98AG31, 1056 nucleotides. RefSeq lists its product as uncharacterized. NCBI's taxonomy places the organism in Eukaryota, Fungi, Basidiomycota, Pucciniomycetes, Pucciniales, Melampsoraceae. The transcript is spliced from 5 exons. Bases 1 to 735 code for a protein of 244 amino acids. The record is from RefSeq and is a predicted model, not a curated record.
AUGAAGCAACUCGGAGCGGAUCAUGCUCUUAUUGGUCCUGCCAAUGAAUUUAAAGGUGAAAUCAUGAACACCGUCGGCAUUACUGGUAUUGGAGUUGUGGCAAAACUAAGCUACGUGGUGGAGGAAUGUUGCAAGAACUUGCGAGACAAGAAUGAGGCCGAAGAUCCAAAAACAACUGUUGUUACUGUCGAGCAUACCAAUUACCAUCCAUCCAUUAAGCCUGCGCCAAUAUUCUACGUCGAGUAUUGUGUGCGCCCAUAUAAAUACCUUUCGGGUAUUCCGAGAAUUCUCAAGCUUGGUCGUGAGGCCAUCUUCCAUGGCUAUCUCAAAGAUUACAACGAAGAAACUCGUUGCUAUAUUGUAAUUGCCAACAGAGUGUCAACGACCUCGGGUCAUCGGGACGGCACGGAAUUCGAACACAAAGCCGUUAAGGCCGAAGGCGUUCAAAAUGGAUCAGGUCGCCCGAAACCAAAAAAGUUUACUCCAAAGCCCGUCACCGCACCAUUCAAAUCACCAAUGAUUGCUACUGAGCCUGCUAAUGAUCCUCAACCAAGACCAGCGGAACACCCCACCGCAUCGAUGUCGGAGUCGGCCUCAGGUAGCGAAUCUGAAAUAGCUCUCAGCAAGGUACCUAGCAAAAAGAAGCGCCCAGCGGUCGUCGCUGGUAACAAAAGACCUCGAGCCCGCCCCGCGAGAAGAACCUCAAGUAGCACUACCCUUGACUUGACCAACUGAAUUUAAAUUGAAGAUCAUCAUGAUCAUGUUUUGAUUUCUUGCUCUACGGCAUGAAUCAAUCAUCGGGGCAAUGAUGAAAUAUACUUCUUCCGGAAUACAAUUCCCUUGAUUUCCAUAAACCGAAUUGUGAUAGAUAUUGAAGAUAGUGUGAAAUCCCCAAAAAUUAUUUCCUAAAAUUACUACAAAUGAAAUCAUCUUAACUUUUUUCUUUUGUGACGUAUGUUUGGAAGUACAACUCUGUUCUCCUGUUAUUGUCCUGGGCAUCAAUUUCAAUAUAUGCAGAGCCAACAAUGUAAUUUCACAAACGUGCCAAUUUUUGGG